Messenger RNA from Syngnathoides biaculeatus (alligator pipefish), 1712 nucleotides. It is a transcript of the gene cldn35, whose product is annotated as claudin 35. The coding region runs from base 776 to 1465 and encodes 229 amino acids. Gene Ontology annotation, molecular function: structural molecule activity. Gene Ontology annotation, cellular component: plasma membrane; bicellular tight junction. Gene Ontology annotation, biological process: cell adhesion; bicellular tight junction assembly. The transcript has 2 exons. NCBI's taxonomy places the organism in Eukaryota, Metazoa, Chordata, Actinopteri, Syngnathiformes, Syngnathidae. The record is from RefSeq and is a predicted model, not a curated record.
CCACCCACUGCAUCCAUGUAUCUGGGGGCAUGUUCAGUUUUGCUUCCCCAGAUUUGAAGACAGAUGGUUUGGUAUAACCCGCUGCUCCGUUCGCCCUGAUAUUUCUACACCGGAUUAGAUCCUUUUCGAUUGCCCUGUUAGCAUCAGAGGCGGUCGGUAGGAGUGUGAAGGGUAAAGCAGAGCAGCAGCUGAAGUGGCUUCAUAAAAGCUUAGAUCCCUGAGUGCUUUUCUGCACGGCAACACCGCCGCUAAAACACUGGAUGAGGGCUCUUGCCUCAUGUUUUUUUAAAUCUGUUGGUUCCUUUCUUCUUUGAGAUAUUUUCUAAUGGGAAUUAUAUACAUGACGGACAUUUUCUUCCACAUAAGGGCCUGAUACAGUCCAAGACCAGAAUCAACCUUGCCUAAUAUAAGAUCAAUCUUGCACCCGAAGGCUGCCACAAGUGGCUGCACAGCGACUGCAUACUCAAUAAUGCAUUGAGUCAAGCACAGGAAUGAGAAGGAGAAAGUGUGUGUGUGUGUGUGUGUGUGGGGCCCUGUGAUCCUGUUCAACAGAUGUAUGUCCAUUAACCAGGAGAAAGUGGGAGCGAUUAAUCCUCGUUAAUGCAGCAAUUGGAUGCCAAGUGGAUGGGAAUCCUCUAAGCAGAUGCUGAGAGAAGCAAUGACUUGGGUGCAGAGAGAUACCCAAAAAGUAUACUUUGGAAGACAUUAAUCCUGACAAAGACAAGAGAGAGAUUUCAUCCUUUUAAAGAAUCCUACUCGUGAAUCAGUCAUCGCCAUGGUGAACACCGGAAUGCAACUGAUCAGCUUCACCUGCGCCGUGACCGGCUGGAUCAUGGCGAUAGCCGUCACGGCGCUGCCCCAGUGGAAGGUGUCGGCCUUUAUCGGCAGCAACAUCCUAACGUCAGAAAUUAAAUGGGAGGGCAUCUGGAUGAGCUGCAUAUACCAGACUACUGGUCACAUGCAAUGCAAGACAUAUGACUCCAUGCUGGCUUUGCCUCCUGACAUCCAGGCCGCACGUGCCCUCAUGUGUUUGGCGAUUUUCAUGGGCUGGCUUUCCUGCACCGUGUCCUGCUGCGGAAUGAAAUGCACCACCUGCGCCGGGGACGAUCGACAAGCCAAAGCGGGCAUCGCGCUCUCUGGCGGCAUUCUAUUCAUCCUGACGGGGCUCUGUGUUCUCAUUCCCAUUUCCUGGACUGCUAACACAGUCGUGCAGGAUUUCUACAACGCCAACGUGCCCGUGAUGCACAAACGAGAGUUGGGUCAGGCUAUUUAUCUGGGGUGGGCAGCUGCUGCGAUUCUGAUGAUCAGCGGCGCAGUGUUAAGCAGUACGUGCCCCCUCAUGGAGAGAGGUGGCAGGUACCGCAGGGGCUACGUGGGCCGCAGCUUCGCUAAUUCACCUACGUCGGCACCAAAUCUACCCAAAACCAUCACAUCUACGAGUCUCCCACUUAAGGAGUAUGUGUAGCGAGCAAACAAUAUGUCUGUCAAGAAAUGACCGGUAUUAAAUUACUCAGUGCUUGAUGUAUGUAUUUGUUUAAACUUGUCCUGUGCAUUUCAAGCGCCUGAAAAAAACUGUUAGAGCAACAAACAAAAAAAUCAGCAGGCUUCUACAAUAAUUUGUUUUAUGAUAAUGAUUUCCUCUCUUCUAAAAGCCUUGAUUGAGUUUCUUUUCAUAAUUCACAACUGAAAUAAAAGCAGUUUGUUAAAGUGUG